GAAGUUUUGACACAAGAUGGCGUUGUAUGUGCUUUCAAAAACCUAAUCGGCCAUCAUUGUGAAGGCGAUUCUAUUGAAUACUUUGUGGAUUUUUACGUUUUCUGUGAUAAUUAUCGGCGAAAUAUAAAGUUUUAUUUGGUAAGAUACAGUGCCCAGUAGUUCGGCAACUGAAUCUGAACUUCAAUUUGUGCUUGAAGUGCUUAAUUUCAAAACCUAAAUGCGUUCAAAAUGUCACGCGAAGUGAGCAUCAAAAUCGUGAACACCAUACCAUGCACUAAAUAAUCUUCGUUUUCUUUGGAUUAAGUGUAUAUUACAUUUGAAAAAGUAUCUGUACACGUCGUAAGGGAACGCAGUUACGCGGGCGAAGGCUUCAAACUUGCCGGCAUCAUUAUGGUGGACUGAAGAAGUGUUUGUUGACGGAUUGGUGUUAAAUACGUGUAGUAAACAGUGCCGCUAGAGAGCCGCGUACCAUGUCGGGCGGCUCGCAGCACAACCCCAAUGGUCGACAGUCGCAGCUGGGCUCAGGAUGGAGCCCCCUGCAGUUACAGAUGGCGAACUUAUUGGCGCGAGCGCCGCAGGCUCACAUGGCGUCGGACCGCGGCGUGACGUGGCACACCCCCACCCCGCCUCCCCACCUCUACCAUGUACCGGCGCCCUCGCCCCCCGACCCCCUUCAGGGUCUGUUGCAAUUGCAGGCGUUAAAGUCGGCCAGUGCGAACUCUGUGUUCCGACAUACUGCCACCCCGCCCGAGCUCUACAGGCACACACCCACCCCACCAGACAAACAUCACAUGAGACAUACUCCAUCCCCGGGCGACAUCAAGGCGAGUGCGGCGUUACCACCAGUAGACUUAUAUCAACAUUUGGCACCAUCGAGAGCAGAUAAGAUGCGCGCGGAGGAGCUGAUGGCGUACACGCGAGUGGGCGUGGACCUGUCGCUCGGCGGCGGGCGCGCGGCCAACGGCGCGGCGACGUCGCCGGCGCCGGGCGGGGCGGGCGCGGGCGGCGGGCUGGCGGGCGCGGGUGGCGGGCUGGCAGGCCCGGGCGGGCUGGCGGGCGCGGGCGGGCUGUCGGUGCGCGACGCGCCGACCAUCAACAGCCUGAUCGCGCGGCGCCACCUGCCGCACGCGCGCGUCGACGCGCUGCUGGAGCGCCUGGCGCCCUCGCCCGUCUCGCCGCACUCCGUCAUCGUGCACUCGCGCGCCGCGCCCACGCCCUCGCCGCCCUCCUCCAACGAGGACUCCGCGGACUCAUGUGGCGCUCCACCAGGCUCCAAAAGGAAACGCAAGCCAGAACGCACUAUACGUGUAACGGCCGCGCCCCCGCCCCCGGCGCCACCCGCGCCCUCGCCCGCGCCUCCCGCGCCCUCGGCCGUACCUCCCUCCGCUAGCCCCGCGGGCCCCGGCGCGACUGUCCCUCGAGAGAAUGGCGAGGCGCACGGCACCAGCGACGUGGCGGAACUACGGCCCGCCUCGCCGCGCCCCGACCAGCCGCACGCUAGAAGAAAAACACGCUCCGGCUCCGCUGAAACGAUAGACGACAUCGCCGCCAUGAUCGCAGACACAGACAGCGCGCCGGUCGCCGUCCCCGCGCCCGUGGCACCCUCCUCCCCCGCCGCCGCCGUCACCGUGGACAAGCUGCGCAGCGUCUUGGCCAGCCCGGAGGCGGCGCGCGCGGACUCCGCGCCCGACCCCGACCCAGCGCCCGCCGAGGCCCCCGGCGAGCCCGCCGCUCCUGCUGCGCCGGCGCCCCCUGCGCCCCCGGCGGCGCCCGCGCCCCCCGCGGCGGCCGCAGAGCCUGCGCCCCCGCCGGCGCCGGCCGCCGCCCCGCGUCGUCGGAGUGCGCGUACGUCAAACCCCGAAGCCCCCAACGUCCCCGUGGAAUCUCCUUCAGAAGGCAAACCGGCCGAGCCCGAGGCGAGUGACGCGCGCACUGCCGAACCGGCCGCCGUCAGUUUCGUGGAGGUGGAGAACCAGUUAGAAAAAAUGUUCGCGGGGCUGGAGGAGGAGCCGCUCGGGCGGGACGCGGACGAGGCCGCGGCCCCCAGCUCGGCGGGGUCGGGCUCCGCCGCCGCCUCCGCCGUCGCGCGCAAGCGGCGUCGCUCGGCCCCCGCACGCUCCGACCGCGCCCAGAAGGGACAGCGGAAGAAGGCAGACACCAGACGGCCACGCAAGGGGCCGCGCGACGCCGCCCGCGACGCGUACGACUCCGGUAGCAACGCCAGCUCUAGCAAGUCGCGGGGUCCUUACAUACAGAUACGCGGGCCGCGCGACUCUCCGCUGUCAGUGAGCGUGAUGAACACGUCGGCCGCCGGCGGGGAGGAGGAGGAGUCGGGCGCGCGGCGCAAGGCCGGGGAGGAGUUCCGCAACGGAGUGCGCGGCCUGCGCGGCCUGCACGCCUCCACGCUGGGGCUGCGCUACGACGCCAGCACGCCCGACGCCACCUGGCUCUGCGCCUUCUGCCAGCGCGGCCCGCACGCCGCCUCGCUCGGAGACCUCUUCGGGCCCUACACGCUCGACAACGAUUGCGACGAGUAUAGGGCGCUGGACGAGGCGACGCGGCGGCGCUACGCGUCGGACGAGGUGUGGCUGCACGAGGCGUGCGGCGUGUGGGCGCCCGGGCUGCUGGCGGCGGGCGCGCGCGUGUGGGGGCUGGGGCCCGCCGUCUGGGCCGCGCGCGCCUCGCGCUGCGCCGUCUGCGGCGCGGCCGGCGCGGCGCUGGCGUGCGCGGCGCGCGCGUGCCGGGCGCGGGCGCACGAGCCGUGCGCGCGCCACGCGGCGUGGUGCCUGCACGACGCGGCCCUGCGCGCGCUCUGUCCGCGCCACGCGCCGCUAUAG
Messenger RNA from Spodoptera exigua (beet armyworm), 2837 nucleotides. Lineage: Eukaryota; Metazoa; Arthropoda; Insecta; Lepidoptera; Noctuidae. The record is from the annotation of a GenBank genome assembly.